UUCUUUUAAUUUUGAUGAUUAUAACUGACAACUAGGAAAAUCCCAAAUUUAGUAUCUCAGAAAAUUAGAAUAUUACUUAAGACCAAUACAAAGAAAGGAUUUUUAGAAAUCUUGGCCAACUAAAAAGUAUGAACAUGAAAAGUAUGAGCAUGUACAGCACUCAAUACUUAGUUGGGGAUCCUUUUGCCUGAAUUACUGCAGCAAUGCUGCGUGGCAUGGAGUCGAUCAGUCUGUGGCAAUGCUCAGGUGUUAUAAGAGCCCAGGUUGCUCUGAUAGUGGCCUUCAGCUGUUCUGCAUUGUUGGGUCUGGCAUAUCGCAUCUUCCUCUUCACAAUACCCCAUAGAUUUUCUAUGGGGUUAAGGUCAGGCAAGUUUGCUGGCCAAUUAAGAACAGGGAUACCAUGGUCCUUAAACCAGGUACUGGUAGCUUUGGCACUGUGUGCAGGUGCCAAGUCCUGUUGGAAAAUGAAAUCUGCAUCUCCAUAAAGUUGGUCAGCAGCAGGAAGCAUGAAGUGCUCUAAAACUUCCUGGUAUACGACUGCGUUGACCUUGGACCUCAGAAAACACAGUGGACCAACACCAGCAGAUGACAUGGCAUCCCAAACCAUCACUGACUGUGGAAACUUUACACUGGACCUCAAGCAACGUGGAUUGUGUGCCUCUCCUCUCUUCCUCCAGACUCUGGGACCCUGAUUUCCAAAGGAAAUGCAAAAUUUACUUUCAUCAGAGAACAUAACUUUGGACCACUCAGCAGCAGUCCAGUCCUUUUUGUCUUUAGCCCGGGCGAGACGCUUGUCUGUUGUUCAAGAGUGGCUUGACACAAGGAAUGCGACAGCUGAAACCCAUGUCUUGCAUACGUCUGUGCGUAGUGGUUCUUGAAGCACUGACUCCAGCUGCAGUCCACUCUUUGUGAAUCUCCCCCACAUUUUUGAAUGGGUUUUGUUUCACAAUCCUUUCCAGGGUGCGGUUAUCCCUAUUACUUGUACACUUUUUUCUACCACAUCUUUUCCUUCCCUUCGCCUCUCUAUUAAUGUGCUUGGACACAGAGCUCUGUGAACAGCCAGCCUCUUUUGCAAUGAACUUUUGUGUCUUGCCCUCCUUGUGCAAGGUGUCAAUGGUCGUCUUUUGGACAACUGUCAAGUCAGCAGUCUUCCCCAUGAUUGUGUAGCCUACAGAACUAGACUGAGAGACCAUUUAAAGGCCUUUGCAGGUGUUUUGAGUUAAUUAGCUGAUUAGAGUGUGGCACCAAGUGUCUUCAAUAUUGAACCUUUUCACAAUAUUCUAAUUUUCUGAGAUACUGAAUUUGGGAUUUUCCUUAGUUGUCAGUUAUAAUCAUCAAAAUUAAAAGAAAUAAACAUUUGAAAUAUAUCAGUCUGUGUGUAAUGAAUGAAUAUAAUAUACAAGUUUCACUUUUUGAAUGGAAUUGGUGAAAUAAAUUAACUUUUUGAUGAUAUUCUAAUUAUAUGAUCAGCACCUGUAUAUCAGUUCACUUUAUAUAUAACAGCCAUAUUUCAGUAACAAGUUAAAGUUAAAAACUAGAAAAACCAUAUCUGAUCAGAAGUUGAGGGUUGUAUCUUCUACCGAACACACAAAGAUUGCACAGAAAGAAUAUAGGAUGGUGUACAGGCCACAGGCAAAUUAAAAUAUCUCUUAUAUUUAGCUUUUUUGUUACAUUAAAUGAAAUGGGGGUGGUGAUGGAGGAUGACAAUUAUUUUGAACAAGGAAAUUAAAAUGUGCAUUCACCACAUUUUUUACGUUCAGGACUGAUUUAGAAAAUUGAUCAUUUGUUUGAUCAUCUCUUAUUAGAAUCCAGCAGAGUUGAUCUGUGUGAGCAGUCAUGGACGGGAGUCUGUUUGUGCUGCUUCUGCUGUCAGGGCUCUUCUGGAGCAGUUCUGCUCUUUCUCAUCAGUACCACUAUAUCAAUGUGAGAAUGUUGUGGCCAGAGGCUCAGAGUUACUGCAGAGAGAAGUACACUGACCUGGCUACUGUAGACACCAUGGAUGAUGUGAACAGGCUGGUAAAUAUAGUGGAUGCUGGAUACAGUGGAUCAGUGUGGAUUGGACUGAAGAGAGGGACACAGAAACACUGGGCUUGGUCUAAUGGAGAAAAUGCAUUAUUACAGUACAGUGCUUGGAUGAAAGGUGAACCGAGUAGUUCAGGUGAAUGUGUUUUGUCUGGAAGUGGAUUUUGGAUAACUUAUUCAUGCUCAGCAUUAUCAUUUGUUUCAUGCUACAAUGAAACUGGAUACAUCUAUAUACCAGUUAGAAUGAGCUGGAGUGAUGCUCAAAACUACUGCAGACAGAAUUACAAAGAUCUGCCCACUAUCUACAACUCUCAGGAACACAAACAGCUAACUCAGCUUAUUCCUUAUCCGAGGACUGCUUGGAUUGGUCUGUUUCUGGACUCUUGGGAAUGGUCUGACAAACGGAGCCUCUUCUUCAGAUACUGGGCAGCAGGUCAACCAUCCCAGAGUUCAGGAUCUGACUGUGUCGGCAUGUCAAGAAACAAUUCUGGGAAAUGGGCUCAAUACAGCUGUGAUCUACAGCAUCCUUUUAUCUGCUAUCAAGGUGAGUUUCCCCAGUUAACAGAAUUAAAUGGCUCAAACAAGAGAUUUGUAGAUCACUCUUGAAACAGACAUUACAAAAAACAGAUGUUUUCAUUUAUUGAUGUAUCUUCGUAGUGAUUGAUGAUGACAAACUCUUUAUUUCUCUAGAGGACAUGUUAAUUAAAAAGCAGAUUGUCAGACUGAAAUUGUCCUGUAAUGGUAAUUGCACAUUGAAUGAUCCUUCACUACAGACUGCCAUCCUGAAUGAGGUUUGUAUCCGCCUUAAACACUAUGUUCAGUUUCAGUGUCAAAUUUUGAAUGCAUAUUUUGAAUGCCAUGACAGCCACCCACAACACUCUUAUUGUAGUGAGUUUUGAGCAGGCAAGCACCUCCCAUAUCACAAUGUUGCUGUUAUUAGGUUUUAUUUAAUUCUUUUUUGCUGGUC
Molecule: messenger RNA, 2989 nt
Organism: Ctenopharyngodon idella (grass carp)
Lineage: Eukaryota; Metazoa; Chordata; Actinopteri; Cypriniformes; Xenocyprididae
Product: macrophage mannose receptor 1-like
Exons: 3
Coding region: 1837-2628 (263 amino acids)
Source: RefSeq, a predicted model, not a curated record